AUGGGCAAGUGGAACUUGCAACGGAGGCGCUUGCAAAAUGAGCUACCGCGCUUGCACGAGCUAGAGUGUGCCGUGCAGACCGAGCUGAACGACGUUCGAGGACGUGAGGAGUUGUUUCUGCGCUCUAACUCGGAGCUUACAUCGCUCAUGAAAACGCUUGGUCGCACACAUGGCCGCGCUUACUUUCGCUACGUAUUGCGUGAUGUGUUUGGCGAGAAGUCAAAGCUGUACAAGACACGUGGAUUGCCUUCGACUGAGCAGGUGUGUGCGUAUGCAAAGAGUGUUAUACAGCGACUGGCCAAGGCCAUUCACUUUGCCCCACUCGUGUUGCGCGCCGGAUGUCAUUACAUGCUCACUGAGUUUCGCAAAGCCUUUCCUGAGUGUAAACACGAUGUACGUAUUGUCGUGGGAAGCCUGCUCUUCCUGCGGAUACUCUGCCCGGCCCUCAUCAAGCCCGAGUUGUUUGAUUUUCCCGCUCACACAGCACAGUCACUACACAUGGGAGUGCAAAUUGCAAAGAUCCUACAGCACACUCUCAGCGGGACGCCUGUGGGCGAAAAUGACCAUACGGUGAACGGCAGCAACGCCUUUAUUCACACAUUUCAGCCGUAUGUGGCAAACUUCCUCGCACGGUUUCCUCAGAUUCGUGCUGUGUUUAGUAAUGAAGAGCAUCAACAGGUGCCUGAGGUGCGUGCGCCAGCACCUUCAACACCUACACGAGCAGGCAACUGGUCGCUGUCACCGCAUGCGGAGUCCUGGGACCCGCAUCGUCCUACAGGCAAGAUGCAUUGUCUUUCAAUGAGCGCUAACAACGCUAUAAAGUACAAGAAGAAGUUUUCACUGCGCUUUUGGUCCCGGGGUCCUGGAGACGUUACACAAGGGCCUACACCAUGA
Messenger RNA from Peronospora belbahrii, 894 nucleotides. NCBI's taxonomy places the organism in Eukaryota, Oomycota, Peronosporomycetes, Peronosporales, Peronosporaceae. The record is from the annotation of a GenBank genome assembly.